This is a messenger RNA of Dichotomopilus funicola, 486 nucleotides long. RefSeq lists its product as uncharacterized. NCBI's taxonomy places the organism in Eukaryota, Fungi, Ascomycota, Sordariomycetes, Sordariales, Chaetomiaceae. The coding region runs from base 1 to 486 and encodes 161 amino acids. The record is from RefSeq and is a predicted model, not a curated record. The transcript has a single exon.
AUGGCUUCUCGCCGAAUCUUCGACCCCAUCGUCCUCCUGCGCAUCACACCGCUCUUAACCACCACGGCUCUGACCAGCUACACCCUCGCCCUCUUUGUCCAAAACCCACCGCCAUUCGCGCACGACACCAGGCCAUACUACGCCCCCCCGCUCGAGAGGGUAGUCCCUAUGAGUGUCAAAGUCACCUCGGCCCUGACCGCCAUCACCGCCGCGGCGUCGAUUGCUAACCUAUUUGUGCGCCGCAACGCGCUGAUUGCAGCGCAUAAAGCUGGGUGGUGGUAUGUAGCGGGUGGGGCGCUGGCGCUGGUGCGGUUGAGUGUCCUGGGGGCUGCGGUGGCGUGGGUUAGUGAUGGUUUUACUGAAGGGAGAAAUGAGGGACUGUUGGGUCGGUUGGAUCGGGGGCGGGUGGGCUGGCUCUGGGCGGUGGAUGUGGCAGGCUGGAGUGUCUUGCUGGCCGGCGUGGCGAGUUCUUUGAGAGCUUGUUAG